AUGCUAGACGACUGUCCAAUAUGCUCGGGAAGAGGGAACCAUGCGAUGUGGAUCCAAUGCUCAGGAUGCCAUCAAUGGUUUCAUUCGAAAUGUUUGCAACUUGCCGAUCACGACUUGAGUGAGAUUGUUUCAUACCACUGCAAUAAAUGCACACCCAAGUAUGGACCUUCAGAGUACAAGCGAAAGUCCAAAAGAGCAAGGAUUACAAUCGAUUACGUAGCUUUGAACGAAGGUGACGCUUUUGCAUUAGACAAAGGGUCUCAUUUCCACCUUCCCAAGUUCUUGCAAUUCACUGGGGAAGAGGGUAUUUGCAUCCAAGAAAACUUGAUAAAUGUUACAAAGCCGACUCUUGUUCCCCGUGUCAACUGUGAACUAGUAGGAAUGAAACUACCACGCCCGAGAAAAGAAAUCACUAUGGAGUAUAUAGCCGACUGCUGUGGACAAGAUCGACCGGUUGAAGUGAUGGAUGUGAUAUCUCAACAAGGAAUUUCGCCGGGAUGGAGGCUACACCAAUGGCGAGAUUAUUUCAAUACUGAGGAACAACAUCGUGACAGACUACGUAAUGUAAUAUCCUUGGAGAUAUCUGAUGCUCCUGAACUAGGGACUGAGUUCCAUCGACCCCAAUUGGUUCGCGAGAUGGAUUUGGUUGACAAGGUGUGGAACGAUGAAGACCAAGAGCGGAGCAAAGUUACAAAAUACUGCCUAAUGUCGGUGAAGGACUCAUUUACCGAUUUUCACAUUGAUUUCGGAGGCACUUCAGUGUACUACACCGUGAUCAAAGGAAGCAAGUCUUUUCUCAUGUUCCCACCGACUGAGGACAAUCUUGAUAUAUACACCUCGUGGUGCUUGCAACCGGACCAGAAUUUCCUUUGGUAUCCUGAACACUUUAUAUUGAGAAACAAAAAAAAGAUUUAUCCAAAUGGUGGACUCAAGGUAACUUUACAACCAGGAGACUUGUUUAUGAUUCCCAGUGGCUGGAUCCACUGUGUUCAUACCCCGCAGGAUUCAAUUGUGAUUGGCGGUAAUUACUUGACCUUGCGAGAUAUGCUGAUGCAGUUGAAAAUAUACGAUAUUGAACGAGUAACCAAAGUUCCUACAAAAUUCAGGUUCCCAAUGUUCAAUAAAGUCAUUUGGCUCAGUGCAAUUUAUUAUGCCAAUCAUCGCGACGAGUUUAUCAAAGAUAUUGGGAAAGGGGAAGAAGAAGAAGAAGAAGAAGAAGAUGGAUCGGGGAUACUUGAUGCCAUGAUAGGACAUCUUGAGCGUCAUCUUGAAUUAAGCAAGACAAACCUUGUGGCAAGGAAAAGCAUACCAAAACUGAUCAAUCCUCGAGAAUUUCUACAGGUAUUGAAAUUAUGGAGAGACGAUUAA
This is a messenger RNA of Lodderomyces theae, 1368 nucleotides long. Its product is annotated as [Histone H3]-lysine-36 demethylase. The transcript has a single exon. Gene Ontology annotation, biological process: protein demethylation; regulation of transcription by RNA polymerase II. Bases 1 to 1368 code for a protein of 455 amino acids. The record is from RefSeq and is a predicted model, not a curated record. Gene Ontology annotation, molecular function: histone demethylase activity; transcription coregulator activity. NCBI's taxonomy places the organism in Eukaryota, Fungi, Ascomycota, Pichiomycetes, Serinales, Debaryomycetaceae.